Humulus lupulus (European hop) is the source of this 1175-nucleotide messenger RNA. Its product is annotated as probable nucleoside diphosphate kinase 5. Bases 133 to 687 code for a protein of 184 amino acids. Gene Ontology annotation, molecular function: nucleoside diphosphate kinase activity. NCBI's taxonomy places the organism in Eukaryota, Viridiplantae, Streptophyta, Magnoliopsida, Rosales, Cannabaceae. The transcript is spliced from 6 exons. Gene Ontology annotation, biological process: UTP biosynthetic process; GTP biosynthetic process; CTP biosynthetic process. The record is from RefSeq and is a predicted model, not a curated record.
UUAAAAUACACUAUUUUCAGCUGAAAGGGAAAAAACAAGAAAGACAACUCUAUUCAGUUUUCAGCUGUUCUAGGAGCGUUGUUUUCGAUCCCUAACAUUUUUCCUUCCUUCUCUUCCCGCCCAUCCUUACUGAUGUCGAUUUGCGCAGUUUCCUACUUCUCAAAGUUCUUCCUUUUAUUCCUUGUGCUCUCCCUUUGUAUUUCUCACAGGGCUGCAGCAAGCAAUGCAAACCCAGGGAAAGAGAAAACGUUAGCUAUGAUAAAACCGGAUGGUUUGCUAGGUAAUUACACCGACGAGAUAAAGAAUGUCAUCAUUGAUUCGGGUUUCAUUAUUUUCAAGGAGAUGAUUCUUCGACUUGACGAGGACAGGGCUGCAAGCUUUUAUGCUGAGCAUUCUUUGAAGAGCUUCUUUCGUAAUCUUAUUAAUUACAUGACAAGUGGGCCGGUGUUGGUUAUGAUUCUAGAGAAGGAAAAUGCUGUGGCUGAUUGGCGUGCUCUUAUUGGUCCAACUGAUUCAAGAAGGGCAAAGAUUACUCAUCCUCACAGCAUAAGGGCACUGUGUGGAAUAGAUUCCGAAAAAAACUGCGUUCAUGGUUCAGAUUCUCCUCAAUCAGCACAAAGAGAGAUCUCCUUUUUCUUUCAAGAGAAGUAUGAAGACCAAGACGUUAUGCAACAUGAUGAACUAUAGCUUGUUUCUCAAAGCAGAACUCAUUCGGUUUGGCACACAGUACUCGCAGCAGAAAUACCGUUCCUAUAGCGUCCUCCUCACAGCUUUGCUAACCAAAUUGCUUAGAAUGAGAACUCGGUGUCAGCUAGUGGUCUCCUCCAGUUUUAUGUACACUAUCAUCCAGUCUUGCAAAACCCUUUGUUUUCUACUCUCAUCUGUUCUUCUUUAACGGGUUUGCUUAUGACCCUUCGCCAAAUCUGAUCUUUGGUUGUAUAAACUAAAAUCUUGUUUAUACGAAGAGGUGCUUUACACCUUCCGUUUACUGUAACAGAAUUUGAUUAUAUCGUUGCCAACAUUAAGAUGGUGAGAACGUUUUUUUUUCCUCCAUCUAUUUCAUAUCUAGGAAAAGAAUAGAAUAAACAGAUGAUAUCUUUUGGAUGAAAGGUUUGACCAAAUAUAGCUUAAAAUAAUGCGAUAAACAGUAGGUUGAAAGCUGUGCAGAGCUUAAA